UUAGAGAUUACGUUUACACUUCAAAACGAGGCUCUGUGGAAUAUAGCAAAGACGAUUGGAAUGUUUGGAAUUUAUCAAAUUAAGCAAUGUUCACACCAAUAUCAGCUUUUAAAUGGUGAUGAAAUCAGUGGCUAGUUGUAUAUCAGAUGGCUAUGUGUUAGCCACAUUUGGGUAAAGGUGUAUAAUGUCUACACUAUCGGGGUCACAGACAUCAGGAAAGAAAAGAAAGGCAGUAUGUGUGCAGCUGUUGAACAAAGAAGAAUAUGUCUGCUAUGUAGAUGUAAAAUCAAAGUUCCAAGAUGUUUUCAACCAAGUAGCAACAUAUCUUACACUUAGAGAGACAGAAUACUUUGGUCUUGCUUUUAAGAAAGAAGGAGAGUACCAUUUUGUAUCAAAUGAUGACAAGGUACACAAACACACACACAAGACAUGGAAAACGGGGCCAGGAGAUGGAUUCGAUGGUCAUGGAAAACCAAUACUCACUUUGUAUUUUCGUGUACAGUUCUAUGUUGAUCAAGUGGUUCUUCUUAGAGAGAAAGUAACGCGUCAUCUCUACUAUCUACAACUGAAGGAUAAUGUAUUUAACUACAAUCACGGAUGUCUGGAAGAGAAAUGUUUUCAGAUAGCAGGGUAUGCUCUACAAGCAGACUUCGGUAACUAUGCGGCUGCAGUGGAACUUGACAACUACUUUGACCCUCGAGAAUACUUCCCAGCUUGGAUGGUAGAUCUGCAUGGCCAGUCAUAUCUUGUGAAAAACACACCGGUAGUACAUCGUGAUCUACAGAGUGUAUCCCGUAGUGAGGCAGAAUGGAGGUUUAUCAAGGAGACAUCUGUACCUCCCUCAGCACACAAUUUACACUUCUAUAGGCUUCGCAAGAAGAAAACAGACAAGGCUUGGAAUGCCUGGCUAGGAAUAUGUGCUAAAGGAAUUGAAAUAUAUGAGGAUUUAGAUGAUGGAUUUAAAGACUUGAUAUCAACAUUUUUAUGGCCAGAUAUAGGAAAGUUAACAUUUGAUAAAAAGAAAUUUGAAAUCCGUUCGGUUGGGACGCCAUCUGGCAGAAAGUUCACUUACUACACAGACUCAGAUGUGAAAUCAAAAUACUUACUAACUUUAUCACGUAAUACACACAUGUUUCAAAUGGCUAUACAACCAAAAUUAAUGGAGAUCAGGCAUUUAGAAGAAGAAGAUAAGAGACGGUACAGAGAAUCUUACAUACAUGGAGAGCCUCGAGAUGUAGUCAGCACUCCAGGCUCAUUCCGUACCAACAUCUCGCCACGCUCUAAGACAGCAAUGGGUAACCGUUAUUCUGUGGUCAGUGACACCAGUUCCAACACUACCUCUGGUAUAGCCAGCGAUAAAAUGACAGUCAGCUUCGAGGAAAAUGAUGAUCGUGAAAUAAUUAUCGACACUCCUCCAAUGCCGUCAGGAAUGUUAUUAAACACCCCUAGUCAGACCAGGAGCAAAAUUGUUUCAACUCUUCCAGGUUAUAAACCGUCUCCGCUACCAGGUGCCAACAGAAGUCCAGUUUUAGAUCACAGCAGUCAGUUCAAUGCAUACACCUUCCCUUCAAAUCGUGUGCAAGUUCACUCGCCUCCUUACAGAUUAACCAAUCAGAACAAUGUUAGUUCAGGCAGCGUCCAAUCAGAUAGGAGUGGGAGUGGCCAGUCAGAGGCUUACUCUGUAGACAGCAGUAGUAGUGGAAGCUACAGGAAAAGAUACAAGCAACAACAGCCACAGACAGGUGUUUAUAGUCCAGUUGUACCUUUAUAUUCAGAAAUACAGGUUGAAACAGGUGCAAGGGAGAAAACGUCACAACCAACAAGUCGUAGUGCCAGUAGAAAAGAUAGUUUUAAAGAUAUUUUAGCCGAGUUACGUGCACAUCAGAACUUAAAUAUAAAUAUGUUACCACCGAAUCAGCCACAUUUGGUUGAGACACCGGAGUUAAAACAUGUACCGUCUUUCCAUAUGGAGGAUUUAGAUUAUCCUCAUAGGUCAGUAUCAAGGUCAGGGUCGUCAGACCACAGAACUAAUAAAUCUUUCGAAAGUGAUCUGUCUGCGCACUCCUCACAACAUACGAGUAUGAGUACAGUGACGUCACAUGACUAUGAGAAUGUUGUACUCCUGUCUCAGGAGUCAGUGGCCAGUUAUCGUAGCAGUGAAGGAAUGUUACUAGAUGCUAUUCAUAUAGGAGGAGGUGAGAGAUCACUGCCAGAUUCCAGCUACCACAGCAGUGAAGGACUUGUGUCAGAUGUAAGCUAUCACAGCGAUGACAGAGUAUUACAGGAGGCAGAGGAGAUUUUACUGCCUCCUAUGCCAUUUUCAGAUGAACAGGCAUUGAAGGAUAUACCUGUUGAACAACUGCCAACAGAUAAACAGUCGGAAUUGGCCGUGACACAGUUGCCAGAACAUGAGGCAGCCCAUGAUGCUAUGGAUCUAAAGAUAACUGAUCCAGAGGUUCAGGUUGGUGAGGGUGGAGUUAAGAAAGGGAAACCAACACACAUAAAAGUAAUGAACAAAAAAGAAGUCCUUCAUCCAGAGAUUGAGGAAAUACGAGGCAAAUCUCAUGCAUUUUCACUUCCGUUUAUAACAGCACUAUGCAAUGAUAAGACAUUACAACCAAUACACAGUAGAUCUGGGAGUAUAGCUGGCUCUUAUGAUAUGUCAUCGAUUCGCUCGACUGAUUCAAGAAUAUCUAGAAUCUCUCAUGAUACAGAUGUAAGAAGACUUUCAAUAUCAGGUUAUCCUGGUAGCACUAGCGGCACUUUAGUUAACAAUUCUUUCAAUUCUCACAGACCAUUUAGCUGGCAUAGUGAAAGUUUUGAUUUAGAUGCACAGUUAGCUAAUCUGACAGCGGGUAAUAAUUCUUUGUCAGAAAAUCAUCGUAGUGUUCCACAAAAUUUGACAGACUUUAACUCGGAAGCUUCUUGGACAACAGCAAUCUCGUAUGCAACACCAGGAGGACAGAGUUCAGAAAGGUCACCAGAAGUAAUAGCAUCGCAGUUAAUGAUACCAUCAAAGUUAUCUAGUGGGGGACAUAAUUCUACAGAAGCAAAUAUUAGACAUAAAUCUUUAAUGAAUGAAAAUAUAGGGAUAGCAUGAUAGUUUUACAACAGAAUUACAACAGAGCAACAUGAUAGGGCUGCAUACAUUUGUAUUGUUAAACCUUUGCUUUUUUGUAAGAACUUUAAGGAUCGAAAAAAUGACAGUUUGCAGUACACAAGUGUUAAAAUGUGUACUAUUGUAAAAUUUGAUGAGUUUUCCUGAAGCUUUAUUUUAACAGUACUGUAGGAACUUGUGUAUAAUGGGCAUUUAUAAUCUACAGAAGCACUUGCAAAGUGGGAGUGUAUAUUAUACACAGAAAUAGACAUUUUUUUAAUUUAAAAUAAGUUUCAUUACGAUUAUUUGCUAUUUCAGUGAAGGGAAACCAAGCUUAAUGCUAAAAACUAAGAAUCUACAUGUGCAUUAUCAACAGAUACAUAUUAUACAUAAGUAUUUAUGGUACUUUUGCUAUUUAUGCUGUGGUAAACCUGACAUCUAUGUUGAAAAUCAUUGUCAUGAAGUGCUGGGGAUACAAAACGUUAUACAUUGUGUAAGUUGUAAGGUACAUGUGAUCAACAUACAUAACACAGCAUGUAUAACACAGAAUAUUUAAACACGAUACAUUAUGAAAAGUUAACAUUUAUAAUAGUUGAAUUAAAAAUAAUAUUGAUAUGAAAUAUAUACAUUAAAAGGUAUCAUUCAUUUUACACUUCCAUAACAUAUAGAGAUUUACUAAUCUGUGUUAUUGAAUUGAUUUGUAUGUGCUAAAACUGAUGUUAGUUUAAACUGUAUUUAUGGUAUUCCAGUUUUAACACAACUCAAUUGAUAAUACAUUUAUAUGUUUAUGAAUGCCACUUUGUAUGACAGCAUUAUGUAAGCAAAAUGGUAAAUAUCCAAGUAUUGUACAAGGGCUUCCGAAAUUUUGAAAACUCAAUUUGUCCAAGACAAAAUUAGAACCUAAUUUAUUUCAGUUGGGAAUAAAUGAAGAAGCAUCUUCUCCCAGUACCAUAUUGCAAGAUAAACAAAAUGUAAAACUAAAAGAGACUAAAAUUUAUUGUUGUGGGAUAGUAUACUAUCAAGCAAUUUUUUUCGAUUGCAUUGUGCUGCAUGUAGCCACUACAGUUUGAAAAUUUUAACAACUUUUUUAUGACUCCUUAUUUGAGGUAAAUAUUGAAAUAGAAGCUCAAUUUUUUGGCCAUGUUGAAAUUAAAACUUUAAGUAAGUUUUGAAAAAUCAAAUAAUUACAAAAUUAAUUUUGUUGGCACCCUUUGUGAUGAAUACAAACUCAUUCUUACUAAAUGCAAUACGAUUUCCUUCAUUGUUCGUACUUGUAUUCAGACAUUUUCUUUGAAAUAAAACUUAAGGUAGGUCUCCAAAGAUAAGUUUUAUGCAGAUACUUCCUCUGAUUAUCAGACUGACACGUUUUUAAUGUUCAUAAAAACUUACAAUUGCAUAACACAGUUGGUAUGAGCCAAAAUCAGUUAAAAUAUGAAAUUUUAUUAUCUCAAAAGUUAGUUAAUGAUUCCAAUCAAAAGUAAUUACAACAUUGAAAUUGGCUAGAUGCAAGCAUCAAAGUACAUUUCUGUGCUAACACUAUACAACCCAUGCUAAUUAUGGACUGAUUACCAAAGUUUAAUGUCGUGAUUAUUGGAGAGUUGAACAUGCAAUCAAAUAUUUCUUGCUGGCAGGUGGUUAUAUAUUGAGAUUUCAAAACUUUCUCAUUUUAUGAAUUGGCCUUUAAAAUUAAAUAUAGGUCAAAAACUGACAAACUAGCUAUUUCCGAGGCCCUGAUUGUACAUGCUGUUGAAAUUGAGAUUCAAGUUUUCCGUUUCAUGUAUUCCUCAAAGUGAUUCAGUUUUCUGUGGAAAAAGACUAAUUAAAAAUAAACAUAAUGGGUUCUUAUUCAGAAAUUUGGUUUUAGUGCCAUAUCUUUGUGUUUUGUUGUAAAUCUGUUGCAAUUCGUGUUAUGUAAAUAACAUUGUCUGGUUGUUUUGUUUGAGCUGAAAUCAAGAAUUGGAACUUUUUAAAAUGCUUGCAAUAUAAUCAAAGUGUAUCUGUAGUAAACAGAAACAAUUUUAAGGGUUUUAUAGACUGUGAGGUCUUCAUGGUUUAACGUUGUGUAUAUUUGAGUAUCUAUGUGUUUAUGAUAUAUUUGCAUAUCUUUGCCAAAGUUUGUGAUAUUACCAUUAUUCAGAAUUUGUAAUGACAAGCAGUUUCUUUAUAUGUUCUAAGUUUUGCAGUAAAUUUGUUUUCAAGAUGAGAUUUGCUGUAUAUAGACUGAUUUUUUUUCUUUUUUUGGCAUUACAUAUAUAACAUGGUGUCUCAGAUUUAAUCUUCAAAAAAAAAAAGAAUUAUUUGUAAGUAGUCUGUAAUGAAUUUUGAACAGCAAAUGAAGGCAGUAUUUGCCAAAGAAGGCAGAAUUUGAAACAUUUUUCCACCCCACUUGGUGUUAAACAAAACAGCAAAAUUCAAACAGCAGAUUUAGCCACAUUCCUGUUGAUCCUUUCCAGACCUUGUUUAGUUGUAAACCAUCCUGUCUUAUCUUAUUUACUAUGUUUGAGCAGAGGAAAACUUUGUAGCUGUUUUGUCUAUUUGAAAAAAUAAAGUACUUUUACUGUAAAUUAUGGCAAAAUAAUGAAGUGUUUAUUUGGGGACGAUUGGCUGGAUUAAAUUGGUCCAAUAAAUAGGUGUGUAAAAUUUUUCUACAGUGAUGGUAGAAACUAGAGUCGAGUGUAAGUUUAUUAUAGAGGUCUUCCAGGUUUAAGUGAGAAAUUACUGGUGUAUCAUUGAUGAUAGAUAGCAUACAUUUUAUCAUUUGUACAUACUUUUCAUUAGCAUCUAGUGCAAUAUUUAUAUAGAUUAUUUAACCUUUUUUUGUAUAUACACACAGAGAUCAAUUUAUUCCAAAUCAUUUUAUUGUACAGAGAAAGAAAUCUAAGAGUUUUAUAUUCUUGUACAGAUUGUUUGUUGAGUUUUUUUUAACUUCAAAAUGAAUAACCCUAUCUUUAAGGUGAUAUAACAUUAACUUUGAUAAUAAAGUGUAAAAUUGAAACAGUUUAUUUGAUUGUACAAUUACAGGUUUUAAGAUUUUUACUGUAUAUGAUCUUCCAGCUGGUGCAUUGGACUUUUGAGAUAUUUAUUUGAUAGAUUAUUGCUUAGUGUGAUAGUUGAUAUGAGCCGCGCCGUGAGAAAACCAACAUAGUGCGUUUGCGACCAGCAUGGAUCCUGACCAGCCUGCGUAUUCAUGCAGUCUGGUCAGGAUCCAUGCUGUUGGCUAACUGUUCCUCUAAAUGCAAUAGGCUUUGAAAGCGAACAGCAUGGAUCCUGACCAUACUGUGCGGAUGCUGGUUGCAAACGCACUAUGUUGGUUUUCUCAUGGUGUGGCUCAUAUGUUUGUUGACUAUUUGAUAUAACUUACACAACUAAGACACUGAUUUCAGUGAAGGCAUGUAUUUUCAAAAUUUUAAAAUUGAUUAACUUUAUUAUUUAUUAAAGAAAACAGCUCUGAUAAUAUUCAAAAGAAAAUACAAAUGAUAUAAAGGGCUGAAAUGAAUUCAUUAUUUUCUCUUUCUUUUUAUAUAUACUUUAUUUUUAAAGAUUAUAGAUUUUACACAAUUUCUUCUUUAAAGCCUUGAGUUGAACAUAAAUAACCAACUGAUUUUGCAUAAGACUCUGCAGAAAUAUUGGUUUGACAUUUUUUAGUCAUACUGAUAUAAUAUUAAAUCUAUAUUUAUAUCCUUUCAAAUGCUUUAAACCCAGUCACGAGAUAAAUGAUGAAACAUCUUGUGGGCAAAGCAGAAAAAAACACAACAUAUUUACCUGUACAAAAGGCCUCAUAAUGUUCAGUUUAGCAGUGGUCUUAAGUGUGACCUUGUACUCGAGGCACAAAAUAACACUGAGUCAGAUAAUAUGGAAUUAAUCUUCCUGCCUCUACUUAUUAGCUCAUCUGAUUUUUUGAAAAAAAAUGAUGAGUUAUUGUCAUCACUUGAGCGGUUGUCGGCGUCGGCGUCUGCGUCGGCGUUGCCUGGUUAAGUUUUAUGUUUAGGUCACCUUUUCUCCUAAACUAUCAAAGCUAUUGCUUUGAAACUUGGAAUACUUGUUCACCAUCAUAAGCUGACCCUGUAUAGCAAGAAACAUAACUCCAUCUUGCUUUUUGCAAGAUUUAUGGCCCCUUAUGUACUUAGAAAAUAUCAGAUUUCUUGGAUAAGUUUUAUGUUUAGGUCAACUUUUCUCCUAAACUGUCAAAGCUUUUGCUUUGAAACUUGGAAUACUUGUUCACCAUCAUAAGCAGACCCUGUACAUCAAGAAACAUAACUCCAUCUUGCUUUUUGCAAGAUUUAUUGCCCCUUUUGGACUUAGAAAAUCAGAUUUCUUGGUUAAGUUUUGUGUUUAGGUCAGCUUUUAUCCUAAACUAUCAAAGCUAUUGCUUUAAAACUUGCAACACUUGUUCACCAUCAUAAGUUGACCCUGUACAGCAAGAAACAUAACUCCAUCCUGCUUUUUGCAAGAUUUAUGGCCCCUUUUGGACUUAGAAAAUAUCAGAUUUCUUGGUUAAGUUUUAUGUUUAGGUCAACUUUUUCUCUUAAACUAUCAAAGCUAUUGCUUUGAAACUUGCAACACUUGUUGACCAUCAUAAGCUGACCCUGUACAGCAAGCAACAUAACUCCAUCCUGCUUUUUGCAAUAAUUAUUGCCCUUUUUGGACUGAGAAAAUAAUUUUCUUGGUUGAGUAUUAUGUUUAAGUCAACUUUUCUCAUAAACUAUCAAAGCUAUUGCUUUAAAACUUGCAACAGUUUUUCACCAUCAUAAGUGGACACUGAACAUCAAGAAACAUAACUCUAACCUGCUUUUUGCAAGAAUGAUGGCCCUUUUUAGACUUAGAAAAUCAUGGGUAGGACAAUAUUUCUAUUACACAAAAAAAAUCAGAUGAGCGUCAGCACCCGCAAGGUGGUGCUCUUGUUUUUGAAUUUGCCAUCAAACUUUACAAAUGACCUGUGAGUUGUUGAGUUUGAUAUUAAGCAGCCAGUCAAGGAAAAAAAACAGAUUGGCUGCUUAAGAUAGGUAACCACUUCACAUAGGUACAAAGAUUUUCAGUGGAAAAUAUAAUAUAUAUCUAUAGCAUGUGGCUAAAAUAUGAGUACUGUUCUCUAGUAUUACUAAAUGGAAGAUACUUCUGAAUUUUUAGAUUAAAUAAAAAAGGUGAGAUUGUUUCUGUCUUACUGACCAUGAGUGAAGAAUUGAGUAGAAACUAGGUGUAAUGUGAUCGUUAACUGGGGCAGGAAGAUGCAUUUGGAAAUGAAACAAAAAAAAAAAACAGGAACUGCUGAACUAUUAAGGAGACGGCCAUUUAAUGCAGUAAUUUAAAGAAAGAAAUUGUUCAAGGGAAUUUUUGAGAAUGCAUAAGAAAUGUGACAGCACAAGUUGGACGACAGAAAAACAGUUGUUGCCUUUUAGUUUCAUUUGAUAAGAGAAUUUAUAAACCCUGGAAAAGUGAUAUCAACCUUGCCAAUACCAUUUUUCUCAGGUCAGUAUAUUCUCAUAUUGACUUAGCUUUAAGACAAUAGUUGCAUAUAUUGUAUAUUCGUAAGUCAGUAUAUUGAUUAAACAUUUUCAGUCUUUGACAGUUGUAGUGUGUACUUGCUUUAUUAUCAAACAUGAAACUGAACAGUAAGCCAAUUUUUUCUAUCCUAGACACAAUAAAUUCUAAACUUGUCUCUUCAUGUAUUCAGUUCUAUGCCAUUUAUUAGUAUCAGGUCAGAUUGUUUUCAGACAUGUAAAUUUCAUAUUCAUGUUGAAACAGGUUCUUAGCUGUAGCAAUGUUUUUGUAUUUGUACAAGAAACUCUUUUCUAACCUCCCUACACCGUUUGAGAUUUUCCAGGGCAACUGUACAGCGUCAUAUUCAUUUUAAAUUUAUUGAAAGUUUGGCAUUUAGCUGGUUAUAUUAUAUUACACAUUUCUUUAUUGAUAAAAGUGGUAGUCUUUGAAAAUGAAGGGCUGGGUGAAAAUCUAUUUCUCGUUAUAUUUCCUUUCAUUCUAGUUUUCACAUAGAACUUCAUUUGAAUUAUUUAAUACUGUAACUAAAUUUUGCACAUCACAUUUUGUGAAUUUUGCCCUUCGAUUUUAGCUGUCUGUCUGUCUGUCUGUCUGAUAAAGGAAAAUUUCAGCUUGGAUAUUUUCACUGUGGCAUUUGAGUCUAUUAGAAAUAUUUCUUGUUUUUUAUGUUUGCUUUUUUUAAUGAACAAACUUUAUGUCAGGGUUUUAUUUGCCAGUAAUUUUAUUGUACUUUUAUUUUCCUAUUUCUUACUCGAAACUUAAGAUGGAAAAAAAUAUGGUAAAUUAUGUUUGCUGAUCAAAGAUCAUACUUGUAAUGUAGCAUUUAGAACUGACAGUUGUCUGCACCAGUAGAAUCAUAUUGUUAAAAAGAAUAAAAGGAAAAAGAGUUGAAAAUGUUUCAUGUCAAAUUUCCACUGUUAGGUUCAGCUUGUGAUUACCUCCAAUCUGUAAUAAGCCAGUUUAUAGUUGUGAUAUGCCAUGUAUAAUUUCUUAGUAAAUUUUCAAAGGGUAUUUCUGCUGUAUGUGAUGCAUGUACUAAAGGAAGUUAUAAUGGAUAAUACACCAUUGUAUUAAGUUUUACUGUGAGCUGGGAAUGAGGUUUGUCUAAAGUUUAAUGUGAAAUUUCACUUUUUAUCCGUAGAGUCAGUAUAAAUCAAAACACUUGCUUAGCAGAGUAACUCACAAAAAAAGUAAAUAAAUUUUCUCUCCACAUUUAGAUUAUUUUUGCAUAAUUUCGCUGUUAAAUCCCUAAAUCUCUGUGGGCAUAAGCAGAAUAUAUGCUUGUUUCAGUGCAAGAUCAAAAUAUCUUUAAACCGAUUGAACACCAGAUGCAGUAUUUUAAAAAGUAGCAAAGGCUUGAGUGAAAAUGUAAACUCUGGUGUUCACAAGGGAAAAACAUUACAGUUAUAAUGUAAAACAAAUGUAAUUUUUAUUUCCAGUUUCUUCAAGUAGUUUUAAAUGUUACUGAUUUUGUAGUCCCAUCCAGUGAAAUUUAUAUUUAUACCCUAGGCAGAGGUUAUGAAUUAAUGGCAAUACAUUUAUUCUUUUGAGUCAGUUCUUCCUAACAGAAUGUUUAAUUUGCAAAUUUUAUCCCACCAACAGAAUUCACUGCUGAUUUCUUUUAAAGCAUUUUAUGAUUUUUAUCAUGUUUUACACUUGAGUAUGCAGAUUUCAUGUUUUUAGAUAUUUUCUUUGAUAUGUGCUUUUGGACUGAACUAUUUGCAUUCCUUUGUUACUGUAUACCUUAUUUUUUCAACCACUUUGUUAUUUUGAUAUAUGAACAAAGCAAGACUUUUAAGAUUUGUUGCAGAAGGUAGGUUGUAAGUAACAUAAAUUAUUCACAUACUUUGUGAGAAUUAAGAUCGACAUAUACUAGAGAAAUGUGGAAGAAAAUGAUGCAGUACAUUUUGAUGUUUCAAAAGCUUAUAAAACUGUAGUUGAGAUUUUACUUUCGUGUUUAUAAUUACAGUUUUUGCUGUCUUUUUAUUUAAUUUCAGCAUGGCAGUCACGUUUUCUUGAACUCUUGUUGACUUAUUAUAGUUACAAAGCAAGACUUUAGCGAAACUUAUAUCCAGACAUAAACAGUAGUCAUUGAAAAAGUUAAAUUUUUCAAAGUGUUCAUUAGAAGAAGCAUUGUAGAUAUAGUGUGUGGAUAGUUAAUACACGAUCAAUCUGAACAGUUAUUUUAUAUCCAAGUGAAACCUACCAGUGAUAUGUACAGGGACAGGUGGGGUCCUGUAGAUUGUAUACACAUAUAUAAAUAUAUAUUAAUGAAUACUCCCAAUAAAUAUAUAACAUUUA
Molecule: messenger RNA, 10894 nt
Organism: Mercenaria mercenaria
Lineage: Eukaryota; Metazoa; Mollusca; Bivalvia; Venerida; Veneridae
Product: protein expanded-like
Exons: 13
Coding region: 185-3100 (971 amino acids)
Biological process (GO): positive regulation of hippo signaling
Cellular component (GO): cytoplasmic side of apical plasma membrane; cytoskeleton
Source: RefSeq, a predicted model, not a curated record